Molecule: messenger RNA, 650 nt
Organism: Archocentrus centrarchus (flier cichlid)
Lineage: Eukaryota; Metazoa; Chordata; Actinopteri; Cichliformes; Cichlidae
Product: ferritin, middle subunit-like
Exons: 4
Coding region: 16-546 (176 amino acids)
Biological process (GO): intracellular iron ion homeostasis; iron ion transport
Cellular component (GO): cytoplasm
Molecular function (GO): ferric iron binding; ferrous iron binding
Source: RefSeq, a predicted model, not a curated record
GAAACACCAGCUAAAAUGGAGUCCCAAGUGCGUCAGAACUACCACCGCGACUGCGAGGUCGCCAUCAACCGGAUGGUCAACAUGGAGCUGUUUGCAUCUUACACCUACACUUCUAUGGCCUUCUACUUCGACCGUGAUGAUGUGGCCCUGCCAGGGUUCUCCCACUUCUUCAAGGAGAACAGCCAUGAGGAGAGGGAGCAUGCUGAGAAGCUGCUGUCCUUCCAGAACAAGAGAGGAGGGCGCAUCUUCCUCCAGGACAUCAAGAAACCUGAGCGUGACGAGUGGGGCAGUGGGCUGGAGGCCAUGCAGUGUGCUCUGCAGCUGGAGAAGAAUGUCAACCAGGCUCUGCUGGACCUGCACAAGCUGGCUUCUCAACUUAAUGACCCACAUCUGUGUGACUUCCUGGAGAAACACUACCUGGAUGAGCAGGUGAAGACCAUCAAGAAGCUGGGUGACCACAUCACUAACCUCACCCGCAUGGAUGCCCACAAAAACAAGAUGGCAGAGUACCUGUUUGACAAGCACACUCUGGAUGGAAAGAGCUAAAUGCCAAGACCUAGAAGUGAUCCUGGAGCAAAAAUGUUAACAACGCAGGCUUUUAACUAAACACACUUCUGCUCCAGCUGUUUCACUGAGAAUAAUUUCUUUCC